Psylliodes chrysocephalus is the source of this 2828-nucleotide messenger RNA. Lineage: Eukaryota; Metazoa; Arthropoda; Insecta; Coleoptera; Chrysomelidae. The record is from the annotation of a GenBank genome assembly.
CUAUCUCGACUGAUUGCUAACACCACCUCCACCGUACGUGAAAGCGUGAAAGCAGUAUCAGUGCUAUGUUAUAGCAAUUUCAGUGUUAGUCACGAAACUCAACUCGGUGGUGAACCAUACGAAAAAAAUUGUUGUGGGCUACUUUCAUUAUUUAUAAAAUAAACAGUAUCGAUUAUAGAUUGGAAAUUUUCAUCAGUGUAUUGAUACAAUCUUUCAUAGUCGGCUAUUUUUUUUUUAUUUAUUUUUUAAUCAAAUAAUUUCGGUGAAAUGAUGGACCCCAUAGUCCAACAUCCCGUUUUUCCACGUACAGGUCAACCAUUAAAACAGUUAAAUAUGAUAGCUAAAAAACCACCUGUGGAUAUCGAAUUUUGCGAUUUGAAUUAUUCGAUUGCCGAUUCGAGAGUUAAAGGGGGAUGGAGACAACUUCUGAAAUAUGUAAAUGGGAAAUUCAGAUCUGGAGAACUGACAGCCAUAAUGGGACCAUCUGGGGCUGGAAAAUCUACAUUGCUGAACAUUCUAGCUGGAUACGUAACAGCAGGUGUUAAGGGUAGCAUAAAAAUAAACGGAAAACCUCGUGACAUGAAGCUAUUUAACAAAUUAUCGUCUUAUAUUAUGCAAGAAGAUUUAGUUCAACCCAGGUUGACUGUCAGAGAAUCUAUGGUUGUAGCGGCUAAUUUAAAACUAGGAUCGACGAUUGGAUAUCAUAAAAAAUUGGCUGUGGUGGACGAGGUGAUCAAUCUAUUAGGCUUAGAAAAGUGUUAUGACACAAAAACCGAAUAUUUGUCAGGAGGACAAAGAAGACGAUUGACAGUAGCUCUAGAAUUAGUGAAUAAUCCACCUAUCAUAUUUUUAGAUGAACCUACAACCGGGUUAGAUAAUGUGUCUAUUAAACAAUGUAUAGAAUUACUUAAGAAAAUUUCCAAAAUGGACAGGACUGUUAUUUGUACAAUACAUCAACCACCUGCUUCGUUAUUUCAAAAUUUUGAUCAAGUUUAUGUGAUGGCAAACGGUUACUGCGUUUUCAAUGGUUCACCUGGUCAGUUAGUUCCUUUCAUGUCUUCAGCAAAUUGUAUAUGUCCAGCUACUUCCACACCAGCUGACUAUAUUAUUGAAAUAGUACAAAUGUAUCCAGAGAACAUAAAUGCUCUCCAAACACAUGCCCAGAAUGGAAAAUAUAAUAUGAGAUGUAAUAAGGAACAACGACAAAAUCAGAUAGAGUCUUUUGAAACUAGCGAAAUCUAUCAAGAUACAACACAAGCAGGUAUUUCGUUCCAAGACGUGGACUAUCCAACGUCUUUUUGGACGCAGUUCAUCAUCCUUUUAUCGAGAAUGGCUUUGCAAAUGCGUAGGAAUAAAUCCAUGUUGUACAUACAGUUUUUUCAUCAUCUCACAUCGGGUCUACUGAUUGGAGGCAUAUUUUAUGGAAGCGGAAAUGAUGCAAGUCAAAUCCUUUCAGUUUUCAAAUAUUGUAUCAGUAUUAAUGUAUUUUUCAUGUACACUCAUGUGAUGUCUCCAGUAUUACUAUUUCCUUUAGAAGUUAGGUUAUUGAAACGAGAGUAUUUCAAUAGAUGGUUUAGUUUGAAGCCGUAUUUUCUCGCAGUCACCGUUAUCAAUUUACCCAUAUUGAUAUUUUGUGGAAUACUAUUCGUUUUGAUUGUUUUCUGCCUCUCUGGACAACCAAUGGAAUUUGACAGAUUCUUAUGGUUUUCGUUAGUGGGAAUCAGCGUCGGCUUAGCUUCGCAAGGCUUAGGAUACACCAUUGGAGCCACCUUUGAUAUCUUGAAUGGAUCCGUGGUAGCUCCCCAUAUUCUAGCAGUAAUUCUAGCACUUGGAGUAUACGGAAUGGGUUACAAAAACAAAAUAGAAUCUUUUAUGAAAGUGAUAAUAUCGUUCAGUUAUAUGAGAUUCGGUUUGGUCGGAAUUGCAAGUUCUCUUUUUAACAACAGACAAGAUAUACCGUGUGAAGAUUUCUACUGUCAUUAUAGGGAUCCGGAAGUACUGAUGCAGGAUAUGGGCAUGGAUCGAACUUUGCCUGUUUACCAGUUCGGAUACAUCAUGAUAUUUACGGUGUUCUUCAGGAUCAUCGCUUAUCUUGCCUUAAAAUACAGGAUGACAUCGGAACUUAGGAAUAAGUUGGUGUAUUAUGCUACGAAAAUUGUUAAACAAAAAGAAACUUAAUUUUUUAACGAUUUACAAUUCUUUAUUUAUUAUUUAUUUAUAGUGAUGAACUAGGGCUUUAUUUUAUUAUUUGUUUAGAUAAUAUACUUAAAGAUGUAUGUGAUAUAUAUUUUAUAGUUGUUAAUGUCUUUUAUAUUGUGUUUAAAUAAUUUUUAAAAAAGAUAACGUGAUUUUUUACAACGUGCAAUAUCCAUCUGAAUAAAACAAUUUUGAAAAUAAUUAUAUUUUUUCAAUACUUCUAUGUUUUGUUUCGUUGUAUUCUUAUUGGCAAUUUCAGCUCUGUUUUUUGAAUUUUUGUUAUUGAAAAAUUGCAGAUUGUUCGGUAUUCUUUCAGUUAUUUCUAUUAAUAUUUUGAGAAAAAGUGUAUUAUAAUAAUUUUAAUAUUUUUAGGCAUAUAAUUUAAUUUUAAUAAAAUAAAGAGUUAUUGGUAAACAAUCAGAUUAAUCAGAGGGUACUGCAUGUUGUUAAAUGAAUUGAAAUAGCAAGUGGUAUAUUAUAAUCAACUUUUUUGUACAAAUUUUAUAGGCUCUUUUUAUAGUUGGUAAAAAUUGAAAAGGAUUACCGCCUUCUAAAAGUAUUAUAAAAGUAAUAUAAACAUAAGGAUAUGUGUUUUUUAUAUACCUGUACUUUUAAUAAAAAUAAAUAUUUAA